UUUAGUAGGCUGCUGUCACUACUGAAUCUGUAUCCUAGUCACCCCAGUAAUGGUCGGACACAAUAACCCAAAGGAAAAAAGUAGUAUGGAGGACGCUGAAGCAGCGUCCAGCAGCAUGGAACAGAAUGGUGACAAGGAUGGAUCUGAAUCGAGUGCUAAGUCUGUUGAAGACUUAGAUGUUCGAUCAAGUGAUGAGGAAAACAUUCCAAACAAUCGGGAUGAGGAGGAACUUCAGUCUGUUCCAACAAUCCUUGAACGUAAGACCAGCCCCAAGACAAAGUUGGCCACAUUUGUGCCAACGUACGAAGCGACGCAGGACAUGUGGUCGAGUCACCGAUUUCCUGUGCGCGAAAGCUUAGCCCAAUCGCUGAUGCACUCCAUCGAGAAAAAAAAAGUCACAUCCGAUUUGGUGGUGGUGGUGGAAGAUAAGCGAUUCGAGUGCCACCGAAUGUUCCUGGAGGCUAUUAGUAAGUUUUUCCGCGAAUUGGAGCCCAGGGAGGAGUACCACCUCUCCCCGCAUGUGAUCAGCGCCCAUGACUUUGGUAUCCUCUAUCACUGGCCCUUCGAUGGGAAGGACAAGGACAAGGACUACAUCGGGCUUUCCUCGUUGCUGAAUAUCGUAAAGGCUGCCGAGUUCUUUGGCUGCGAAUAUCUCCUCCACAAGUGCUGGGGGAUGCUCGAGAUCGUCACAAGCGACAGUUUCAAUGUCAUGGUUCUCUGCGGCUGCUCUAACGACAGCGUCACACUCAAUAGCAGCUCAAUCAACAAGAUUCUGAUAGCCCGCAUGGCUGAGGGCUUUCUGCAGUUUGUCGCCAGCUCCGAGUUCGUCAGCCUCCAGCCUCCUGAAGUGCGAAGUCUGUUCAAGAACGGUUAUCUGUGGGUUAAUUCAGAGUUGGAGGUUCUGAUGGCGGCCAUCGUUUGGCUAAAUCACAAUUGGCCGCAGCGCGCAAGGUACAUCGGGUUCGUUGUGGAGGUGAUUCGCUUCCAUGAGAUCCCAUUGCACUCCCUGAUAACCUUCGCCAAGCGAUGCGACGGUCCACCGGCAUUGCGCGCAGUGGCGCAAUCCGAAGAUUUUAAGAAACUCGAGCGGAUGGCCCUCAUUGUGCUCCAAAAAUCGCCACAGCAAUGGCAGGGGCGCACGGGAAUUGCUCGCAAGUGGAUAUACGAUCAAAAGGCCGGAUACCACCACCGUCUCACGUGCGUGAAUCAAAAGUUCUGGGGAUACAAUAUGUUUGCGGACUACCUGAUCUUCCUGCAGACGGCGGGAAUAUCGCACUGCUCGACGCUGCUGCCUUGCGAUGAUCCCAGCAUCGUUUGCUGUCCGCCCCGAGUAUUAAAUUCAUCUGAAUCCGAGUUCUAGUUGUGUUGUACGUUGUCGAAAUAUCCACACAACCCCACCACACCAGACAAUGAAUACUAAAAUUGGAAAGAGUUUGUGCUGUAGCAGGAGAAGACAUCGAGCCAGUUCCACAGGUGAAAAUUAAACACAAUGGACAGAUUGGACAGUUUGUUCUUUUAAAUACUUUAUUAUAAAACUACGCGAAAUUCAAAAUGUUCUUUUUAUACAGAAAAACGAUUCAUAUGGGCAUAGUACUCGUAGUACUCGUAGUAUCAUGCCAAUCUGUUUUAAAAGUUAAUCAUAAAAUUCAGAAAGUGUGUAGAAUAUCGAUGCUUUUGAUUUAUAUGCUUAAUUACAAUAAAUAAGAAU
Molecule: messenger RNA, 1708 nt
Organism: Drosophila obscura
Lineage: Eukaryota; Metazoa; Arthropoda; Insecta; Diptera; Drosophilidae
Product: kelch-like protein 40b
Exons: 3
Coding region: 50-1360 (436 amino acids)
Molecular function (GO): protein binding
Source: RefSeq, a predicted model, not a curated record